Messenger RNA from Closterium sp. NIES-65, 1002 nucleotides. The record is from the annotation of a GenBank genome assembly. NCBI's taxonomy places the organism in Eukaryota, Viridiplantae, Streptophyta, Zygnematophyceae, Desmidiales, Closteriaceae.
AUGAUUCCCACUAUGACCUACACGAGGAUCACCCAGCAGAGCAACGGCUCUCACGACACCAUCCUCUUCAACCGCCCCUGCCCCGCCUUCCGCUGCAACCCACGCUACUGCUCGAGAAUUCUCAAGAAAACCCUUAUGGCGGUUUCAUUUUCUCCCACCCCUCCAUCCCUCCCCACCCUAUCCCGCGAGCCCCCAUACCCCCCCUCCCUGCACUCCCCACAUCCCUCCCUCGUGCCUCUCCCCCCUCCCUGCACUCCCCACAUCCCUCCCUCGUGCCUCUCCCCCCUCCGUGCACUCCCCACAUCCCUCCCUCGUGCCUCUCCCCCCUCCCUGCACUCCCCACAUCCCUCCCUCGUGCCUCUCCCCCCUCCGUGCACUCCCCACAUCCCUCCCUCGUGCCUCUCCCCCCUCCCUGCACUCCCCACAUCCCUCCCUUGUGCCUCUCCCCCGUUCGUGCAGCAGGGCAACAACACCGUCAUUCGCAUCCGAUAUGGACCCCUCCCCGCGCCUCGCUCCCCCUGUUCCCCUCACCCUCCACCCGUUCCUCCCCCAUACCUGCGCAACUUCACAGUGCCCCUCGUCGCCACUACCAUCACCCCGUUCUUCUCCUCCCACCGCCCCCUCGACCUUGUCUUCUACCUCGUGCUCUCCACUCGCAUUCCCUCCAUUGCUCCGUUCACCCCCACUGUGACGAAUAUUUUGGGAUCCGUCUUCGCCUCGCCGCUCGCCUUCUUCCACCGCAACCCCACUGUUCAGCACUGGCCGCGUGCCGAACAGCUUCACCCUUCUGCCUGUACGUGGCGGCGGUGGCUUCGGGCGUGCAUUGCUGUGCCGUGGUCGCUCAUCUCCAUGCUGCUGCUGCGGACCCUGCGGGAUCUGUAUGUGUGCACCGCGAUGGAGGUCCUUGGGAUGGAAUGCACCACACGCUCCGUGCUGCUCGCUUGCUUCCUCUCCACCAUGGAUGUGUGUGCAUGCAAGACCUACUUCAGGCCUCCAGCAUGA